CGUGGUCGCUUUUAUUUUUUAACCUAUCUUUUUUUGACGCCGCCGACCGCCGUACACUUUAAAAUUCGCCAAGUUACAAGUUUCGUCGUGUUUAUAUUAGUUUCGAGUUUUGUCAUUGUCGUCACACGUUUCGUGUCCAACAGACUUAAAAAAUGCGUUACGUGGCUGCAUAUUUGUUAGGUUCCUUGAGUGGAAAAGAACCAUCCAGUGAUGAAAUUGAAAAAAUCCUUAGUUCUGUUGGUAUUGAAUCUGACUCUGCUAAAGUUAGUCUCAUUCUCAAAGAAUUGAAAGGAAAGAAUGUUGAAGAAGUUAUUGAAAGUGGCAGGUCCAAAUUGGCCAGCGUACCUACUGGUGCUGCCGUAGCAGCAUCUGCUGGAGCUGGAGCAGCAGCACCAGCAGCUUCUGAAGAAAAAGCCGCCAAGAAAGAGGAAAAGAAAGAAGAAUCCGAUAAUGAAUCUGAUGAUGAUAUGGGCUUUGGACUGUUCAACUAAGAUUAAGAUAUUUUCCUGAAUUUUUUGUGCACUUCAGAAACUGAUGGUUCAAUAAAAUAAACAUUUUAAUUUUUUA
This is a messenger RNA of Rhopalosiphum padi (bird cherry-oat aphid), 567 nucleotides long. Its product is annotated as large ribosomal subunit protein P2-like. The record is from RefSeq and is a predicted model, not a curated record. Gene Ontology annotation, molecular function: structural constituent of ribosome. Gene Ontology annotation, biological process: cytoplasmic translational elongation. Bases 153 to 491 code for a protein of 112 amino acids. NCBI's taxonomy places the organism in Eukaryota, Metazoa, Arthropoda, Insecta, Hemiptera, Aphididae. Gene Ontology annotation, cellular component: ribosome; cytosolic large ribosomal subunit. The transcript is spliced from 5 exons.